Molecule: messenger RNA, 6604 nt
Organism: Morone saxatilis (striped sea-bass)
Lineage: Eukaryota; Metazoa; Chordata; Actinopteri; Moronidae
Gene: tmem115
Product: transmembrane protein 115
Exons: 3
Coding region: 955-2115 (386 amino acids)
Biological process (GO): retrograde vesicle-mediated transport, Golgi to endoplasmic reticulum
Cellular component (GO): membrane; Golgi apparatus
Source: RefSeq, a predicted model, not a curated record
UUGAUGACGGUGGCAGGCAGCGCAGGUCAGUAUCUGAGUGGUGUUACUGGGAGGAGGAGUGCCACUCAACACAAUAUCAUUUCCUCCGGCGACCUGCUGUCCAAAGACGGAAGAACAACUGAACAACCGAACAAAGCUACGGUAGUAUGAAAACCCGGUGAAGUAUACGCGAAUCGACGCUGGUUCAGACGCGCUUCUAACAUUGUUUUGAAGGCCUGUUGCUAGCCACGGGAAAUCCUCGGGCUAGCCCGGUAGACACCGGGCCGAAAGAGCGCAGAGGUCCGGGACGGGAGCUCCGUGGGCUGGUUUAAACGACCAGCUUUUACCGUCGCUAGCUUCCCUAUGUUCUAAUCAAAGGAAUACGUAACCUCUCCUGCUCCUCCCUGGCUCAUAUAAAUCAGCGUAACUCAAGACGCUUUGAGUUUGACAGAUAGCUAACAUUAGCUCUCCUGUGUUUACAAGCUAAAUCAGCCGCGGUCCUCUGAAGAAGUGCACUUAUGUGUGUUUGUUUCAGUUAACAUUUGCAUAUCUGGCUCCCACCGCCAGCCUGCUAGCUGGUGGUCAUAUGUAAGCCUGUUCUCCUUCUGUCUACGCCGACUGAAGGUCGCCAGCUAGGCAGCUAGCUAGAUCAGCAGGUCUACUAGCUGAGGUUAUCACAUCUUCAGGCUUAUCUACUGCAGCCAAAGUUGUGUUACCUUGUUCGAUCAAGAACAAUUGACCUUACCGAGUUGAAUACCAAAGCUAUCUAACCACCUCAAAGACAGUAUCCCGAAUGAAGGCUCACAGAGAAGUGUGGAUUUUGAUGCUGUCCGGACAUACAGGUGUCACCUGUUCUGCUUGGCAUUAAUAAUCCCACACCAGCGUCCAACAUCUGCUGCACCAGAAGCUACUGAUCUGCUGAUCGCUCUCUUGAGCUCACUUGCUCAAGAAAGAUCCUCAACUGAACAGACCACAAUGAAUCGUUACCUGCCGGUGGCACGACAGCACUUCCUGGCUGCCCUUGCCAGCACCAGUGUGGUGGUAAAAAGUAUAAGUGCUGUGGUGGUUCUCCUCUAUCUGCUGUCAUGGGCCGUGGACACUCCAUACUCACUGGGGGUGACCCCGGGCUACCUCUUUCCACCAAACUUCUGGGUGUGGACACUGGUGACCUAUGGGGUGGUGGAGCAGCACGUCUGGGGCGUGGCGGCCAACGUGGGGACAGUUAUGGCCUGUGGGCGCCUGCUGGAGCCUCUGUGGGGUGCUCUGGAGCUCCUGAUCUUUUUCGCAGUGGUCAACGUCUCUGCAGGCCUCCUGGCCGGCCUCUCCUACCUCCUCACCUAUGUCGCCACCUUUGACCUGGACUUCUUGUUUGCUGUGCGUAUCCACGGAGCAGCUGGGUUCCUGGGAGGUGUCCUGGUGGCGUUGAAGCAGACCAUGGGGGAUACUACAGUGCUGAGAGUGCCACAGGUGAGACUCAAAGCAGCACCAGCUUUAGUCCUGCUCCUCCUGGCCUUACUGCGCCUGUCUGGCCUGCUGGACAGCUCUGCCCCCCUGGCUGCGUACAGCUAUGGCGCCCUGUCCGGUUGGGUCUACCUACGCUUUUACCAGAGGCACAGCCGGGGCCGCGGGGACAUGUCGGACCACUUUGCCUUCGCUAGUUUCUUCCCUGAGGCACUGCAGCCAGCCGUGGGGCUGCUGGCGGGGCUGGUUCACGCCGCCCUGGUGAAGAUAAAGGUGUGCAGGAAGAUGGUGAAGAGAUACGACGUGGGGGCGCCUUCCUCCAUCACUAUCAGCCUGCCAGGGACGGACCCACAAGACGCAGAGAGAAGAAGACAACUGGCCCUCAAGGCUUUGAACGAGCGCCUAAAGCGCGUGGAGGACCAGUCUGCCUGGCCCAGCAUGGACGACGAGGAAGAUGACGACGACGAAGAGGUCAGAACCGACACACAGCCACUACUCCCGGGCGGGCGCGACCCCUCCUCCGCGGCGAGAUCAGCAGGGGGACCCAUCGGCGGCUCCCUCUCCUCCACCUCCUCGUCCUCGGUGUCACAGAGCAGCGGGGCGCAAUCGAUGGGCGGAGCGCAACACCCAGAGUCCAGCAUUAUCAGCUUCGAGGAUGCACCUUCUAGAUCGUAACAAAUAGAACACACGUGUACAGAAGCACGCUCCGUUCGGUGUCACUGGCAGGUUUUACUAGUGUAUUCUGACUAGUAUACAAAUAUAUUCAGUGACCGUGAUUAGGCACACACUCGAUAUCACACACGCCAACACACACAACAUCUUUGACGAGUUCAUACACACAGCCUGUGCGCUCACAAACACUCUGUCAAUGUCAUUGUGAAGCCCAAAGGGGUGGUAACUGUACAGUGCUUUCAGUUCAGACAUGUUGGUUGUAAAUGCUCAGUGUAGUUGGGCAAACUGGAUACUUAAUUCUUCUCCUCCUUCCCGCAUACGACGAAAUUCUGUCUUGUCUGGACUUAAUUCCAACUUGCAGAGCUCUGUCCACUGCUUCAUGUGUCUCUCUCUCUUGCUUUCUAAAUAAAUAACAAGAUGGGUGUACAAUAUUCUUUUUGUAAAUCUUUUUCGGAGCAGCCACACUUGUUCUCUGAUAGUCUACCACGAGAAAGCCGCCAAUGACAGAGACUCGCGCGCCGAAUUCUCGAUGAAAGGCCGACUCUACGCGCACCAGCGUUGAAAAACUGGCUGCAAUGGACAUUAGCUUUUGGUUCGCUGGUUCUAAAUAUAAAACCAGGUGUGUAAUGGAGGUUGAAGUGUGAAAAGCUCCAAUUGCUGGACCCGAGGAAAGAAGCUGCUGCAGGUCUGUCCUGCUAAUGAACUAUGAUACAAAACUUCAAGAUUUGAAGAGGUGCCAGGUGAAAAGAGUUUUCCAGACCAGGUUCAUUAGCCGCCUGGUGUCUCUCUGGAACAACAGGCAGAGAAAUGGACUAUGUACCCAUUUUUUUAAAUCCCUGAUACGUCAUUCAAUGGAGAACAAUUGUAUUUUUUUUUUUUUUUUCUUCUGGGUCUGUUCAUCUCUAAACAAAAUCCAAACCCUUUGUUUCUUUGCACUAAUAAGACAUGUUAAUGGCGUUACACUCACACACACAUCUGGGGGAUGAUGAUUCUUGUUUUGCUGAGGGAGUUUUUGGUUAACUACUCCUGGAACAUCAUCCUGCACUCUUGUGGGGUCGGAAAUGAUACAAGAAUCAGCAGUAGCUAUUCAAGUAUCUGGGUGCAUAUGAUGCAGUAGUCUGUCAUGGUUGUGUUAGUCAUUCAGCACCAUUACAAAGGCAGAGAAGGUUUGCACAUGCAGAGUUUCUGUGGUGUCAGACUCUUGUUGUAUCCCAGACACUGACUCGUGAGGAUAAAUGACUCUGUAGACGGAGUAUGUCUGCACUGAUCAGUCAGUCAGCCCAGUAUUUCCCAGUCACAUCCUUUGCACUUUCUAAAAUCACAGUGCCAUUCAGGGCCAGCGGGGAAUCAUUUUCGUGGCAGUUUGAUGGGCAGCUAAAUUGUUUCAUAUAAAAUGUUGGGUAAAUUCCGUGCAGACCAAAAAGGUCAGUGGUUCAUUCAUUUUGUAGACAGCCAUCGCUGUGGAUGUCGCAGUCUAUUAUGGUGAUGACCAAAUCAUUGAUUUCCCAAUUCCCUACCUGUUAAAGUCAGUUGCAGCCAAUAAAUUAUUUCAGACGUUGGGAUCACAGCAAUGACAAUCUGAUGAAUUACUUUUUCAACUUGUGAACUUGUGAUCACCAAGGUUGAAAUUGUUUCCAAAUUUGAAAAAGAACCACACUUCUGCGUUUUCAUAUUUAACAAGGAGGUUAAAGUGCCAAAGGCAACGUCCGUUUUAUCUCUCACCCCACCCUCUUCCCUGUAUAAGUGGCCUCGUAGAUUAAGUUGCAGGUUGUUCCUGGUCUGACAGCUGUUGUGUCUUUGUAGGUAGCCAAUGUGUUUGUUCCACAAACCAUCUCGGACACUUAAAGCAAUCUGAUUGAUGGUCACUGCUGUUUGGUUUUGAUUCCGGGGGCUAUGCAAAAUGUUGGGAUUAAGUACAGAAAUGUGCUGUUACAUGUUUAAUUUAAAUUUAAAGCUUUUCAUAUUUAAUAAUCUGACAUUUUCUUUGUGAAGAAUAAUCUUGCAGUGGCCUUUGCUGAUCAUUUGUCACCAAAAACGGACCAAACCAUCAGUUUCAAUGUUUAAAAAAAAAGACAGCUAGGUAUUUAUGACCUGCACUAUUAAUUAAUUAUUAUCCAAAUAAAUUCCAAAGCUGAGCACCCAGAAAAGAAUAUUCAUAUUUAUCAACAGCCUUAUUUAAAUAGCCCAGAAAUGCUGUGUAAACAUUCUAUUCAUAUUUGUGGUAGAUGAUGUAGGAAAAUAAGUUUGGGGUUCUGUGGAAACAAUAACCCCACAGACAGUCUCAAUUGAACUUGUUGGCUGACACAUUUUAUAGUGUAGUUCUGAGGAAGAACAUCACAUUUUGAUAAAAAGAGGAAAUAGUGCUGUAUGACUCGACUCCAUGACACCAGAUUAGGAACGUGUUCCUGGGAUAACACUGACACCACCUGAUAAAUUGAAAGGGGAAAAAAAAAAAAAGAUCACAUUAGCAGUCUGAUAUUCAAACUUGCAAUGGCUUUGAUUUUGUCCCCCUAGAUUGCCAACACAUGCUGACAGUGUGUUCCAGAUUAACGUUAUGAAGUCUGGAAAGUUCACAUUAAAUAUGUAGAGUUUGAUUUUGGAUUCUGAAGUCCAAGCUUCGAGAAACAGUUGCUUUUCACCUGACGGAAACGUGUUAUGUACGGGAAGUGAUAAGCCAUAUUAGAGUGAUGAAAUUCUGUGUGUUCUGUCCUGUGUUUCUCAUUGUUCCUUCUGCUCAUUUCACUGUGCUCUUACUUUAGCAAGAAGAAGUUUGCGUUGCACGUGUGGGGCCAUUCUUUAAUUACAUAUGAAUGAGUGAUGGUAUUUAUAUGAAUGGAGUCGUUCGGAGUGGAGAAGGUUGAGCUGCAGUCAAAUAUCUGAAAUCUCAAACUGCAACUUCUGAAGUAUUCACAGUAGUAAUGGAGGGAAAGUGUCCAAACCAACCUGUACAUACAGUAAUUACUGAUAGCAAUAGGAACAUGUCACCCUUUUAUGGUGUCAUUCCAGUAUUGUUGUUCUUGCAAGUUACUCUGGAAAUAGCAUGAUAUUUCUUUAGCUUAGCUGCCUGCACAACUCAGCUUGCCUCACAUAGUAAAAAUACAACAAUACGGCAAAACACACUCAAACAUGGACACCUGAAGAUAACUGUGAAGUUGUGUAAUCUGGUGUAGUUGUGUAAUGAUCAGUUAAAAGGCGUAGGGAUGUUGUAGUUGGCAGUCUUGAGAUUUCAGAUUGAACCUGGCGGUCUGACUUUCAGCCAAUCCUCUCCGUCCCCGUUCCCUUUUGUUUUGUUUUUUUCUCUUUCUGUAUUCCCAUUUGUUCUGGCUGUAAACAUCCUAAAUGAGAAGAAAGGAAUGCAAUCACAUACUGUCUUUGUGAAUAAUGUCAAUUUACAGUUGGUGUUGACAAACUAGAGAAGCUACAGGUGAGGAUAAUGAAUGAUGUCAGGACUGUCACUGGGAUUGUCAAACCCUUUUAGUCAAUGAACGAGCGCUAAAAUGCUCUCAUUGCAAUUUGGCUGCAUACACUGUUCAUACAUGUUGUUUUUUUUUUUCCUGUACACCAGAUUCUUGUCAUUAUUAAAGACACGCCACAGGCAGGUAGAUUAUUUUUAAACCUCAGCAGGUGCUUUCUCACUUUUACCCAAACAAUUAAAUUUUGUGGCCGACGGAGAGAACAGAUGACGCAGAUUGGUCUGCAUCUAACUGGUGAUCACGUCCCACUUGGAUGUCCAGUUUCUGUUGUACGAGUUACCGAUCUUUACGCAAAGUUAAUGGGCUUUUAAUGCAACCAGGAAAUAAAAGGUCCAACAAUUUAAAAUACUAGUUUUUAAAAGUUGUUCAUUUGCCAGUCCUCAUUUGCAGGUACUAAUUUAAUAGUAGCCAUUUCUGUAGUGCUUCAUAUGUUGCUACUGUUACGGGUCGUAACACUACACUGAAUAGUGCCUCUGUGCUUUCCUUUUGGAAACACUUCUGUUCUAGUUUUCAGAAGCAGUGGCUCCAUUACGAAAUCUCUUUAUAUGUAUAGUAAGUCGAGUUAGUAAUAAGUCGACACGGCAACGUGACUACAUUUGCAAAAUCAGUAAUCACUUGAAAUGGUUGAAUUUGAAUUUUUUAAGUGUUAUAUUCAAGUAUUCUGGUAGCUUGACUUAUAUUUUAGCCACUUUGGCAGGCAACACAUUCCCUAAAAUAUAACUGUUUGGUGAAAUAGUGACACCAGCCUCCAGGACUUGUGGAUGAAAGCUGUUUUCCUACCCUAAAAUGAAUGACAGAUUGCAUAAAAUUCAUUCACAGCAAUGUUUUAGUUUUUUUUAAUAGUUUUCACUACUUUCAUUUUCCUUAUCUGUCCCUACUUUCACACCUACAGGUCUUGUUGUUACUAAUGACAGUCUAUUUCCCUCUUUACUGUGGCUGUUGCACAGACUUUUCUGUUUUAGUUUUCAAAUAUAUUUCUUUAUCUAUAUGAAAUAAAAGACAAUUGUAUGAAAUUAAAA